CCCGUUAAACAUCGAACACGUUAAUUUUCUCUCUGCCGCUCAGACAAAGCAAACGACCGUUUCUCUUCUCGAAAACCCAUUCGAUGUUUAACAUACGUAAUAGCUACGGCUCCGGACCUAUUAAACAUCGAUCAUCUCCCUAUCCGAAGCUACAAUCUACUUCCCGAACUAAACUAAAAACCAAAGCGGAGACACCUGGCGUACAAGUACAAAACAGACGCGGAACCCGAACCACAAGCUCGUCGGAUAUUUGAUAUCGAGUUCAGUGGAGAAAGAAUCAAGGAACUCGGUUUGAUUUUUGAUUUUUGACUUCUGGCCAGGCGGUGAAUGUCAAAAGAUGUUUUUUUUUUUUUUUKGCUUUCGUUUGCCGGUUAAAGGUCCUGCUGCUACUUGAGCUGUUCUCACCUCUGAUCAGAAACCCUAAAUCAUUGUCUGUUUAAUAUAAAAUGUCUACGUUGAAUGAAUUUUCACUUUAGUUAAGCUGUGAAAUUUCUGAUUUUUAUUGAGUAUAAAUUCGAGAGUUUAAACUGUCUGAGCAGUCUGGGUAUGAGUUUGGAUCAUGAUUGUUGCUCGAAAGGCAUUCAUUUUUGGAAUUUGUUUUGAAGAUCACAACUUUAUGUUUGAGUUGCUUGCUUGUUUUGAUUAAUUUGGUGUUCGUUUAGUUCCUAGAGUUUGAAAUAGGGUUUGAAUAUGGAGAUCAAAUUUGGAUGGAAGCCAGGAUCAGUAAUGUAGGCUUUGAUCCGUGUAGAUAGUGGGAUCUGAGGAGCUACUUGCCAUUGUUUUAGCUCUUCUCAUCGGUUCUUCAGUUUCUAUUUUAUGUUUCUUUUGCCAGUGGUGGAAUCCAACCAUGGCUCAGAGCAACUGGGAAGCGGAUAAGAUGCUUGAUGUUUAUAUUUACGAUUAUUUAUUAAAAAGAAAUCUGCAUGCUUCUGCAAAGGCUUUCAUGGCUGAAGGAAAGGUUGCUGCAGAUCCAGUAGCAAUUGAUGCACCUGGAGGAUUUCUAUUUGAAUGGUGGUCUGUCUUUUGGGAUAUCUUUAUUGCGAGGACGAAUGAGAAACAUUCCGAGGUUGCUGCAGCAUAUAUAGAGGCACAACAAAUGAAGGCAAGAGAGCACCAACAACAGCUCCAAAUGCAGCAGUUGCAACUCAUGCAGCAAAGGCAUGCUCAAUUACAACGAAGGGAUGGUCCUACUCUUGGUGGUCCAAUAAAUUCUAUGAACUCUGAAGGAAUGCUGGGUCAGUCUACGGCCACUGUUUUGGCUGCAAAAAUGUAUGAAGAACGUAUGAAACAUCCCCACUCGAUGGAUUCAGAGACAUCCCCACAAUUUAUUGAUGCUAGCAGGAUGGCCCUUUUGAAAUCGGCAACUAAUCAUGCAGGUCCCUUGGUCCAAGGUAAUUCUGGAGGAGUGUCUGCUGCAUUGCAGCAAAUGCAGGCACGGACUCAACAGACCACUGACAUUAAAGGUGAAGUUAACUUGGGUGUGGCUCAAAGAUCUCUGCCUAUGGAUCCUUCAUCAAUGUAUGGACAUGGAAUAAUGCAAUCAAAAUCUGGACUAGCUAAUUCGGGAUUGAGUCAAGGUGUCAGUGGGCUUCCUUUAAAGGGUUGGCCUCUAACAGGUAUUGACCAAUUACGACCAGCUUUAGGAACACAAGUACAGAAACCUUUUCUACAGACCCCAAGCCAGUUUCAACUUUUGACCCCACAACAACAACAGCAGCUCCUAGCCCAGGCUCAGGCACAAGGCAACAUUGGUAGUUCCCCUAGCUAUGGAGACAUGGAUCCCCGGAGAUUAAGGGUUUUGCCUAGGGGAAACUUAAACACAAAAGAGGGUCAACCUGCAGGAACUGAUGGAUCUAUAGGUUCUCCUAUUCAAUCAACUUCACCAAAUGUUAGAGUACCCUCCCAGGAUCAAGCAGAGUAUCUGAUGAAGAUGAAGAUGCCUCAGAUGCAACAGUCCUCUCAACAACAGCAGGACCAGCUCCAACAGCAACAAUUACAACAGAAUAAUAGAAAAAGGAAACAGCCUACUUCUUCUGGGGCUGCUAAUAGUACUGGCACGGGAAACACAGUUGGCCCUUCCCCCAACUCACAGCCCUCAACCCCAUCAACUCACACACCUGGCGAUGCAGUGGCUAUGACCAGUGGAUUACAGCAUGUUAACAAUAUGCAGAAAAGCUUGAUGAUGUAUGGUCCAGAUGGGACAGCUGGUCUUGCAUCUUCUUCAAAUCAGCUGGAAGAUAUGGAACAUUUUGGAGAUGUAGGUUCCUUGGAUGAUAAUGUGGAAUCAUUUCUCUCGCAUGAUGAUGGAGAUGGGAGGGACUUAUUUAGCACAAUAAAACGAAGUCCUACUGACCACAAUACAGAGUCCAAGGGUUUUACUUUCAGUGAAGUUGGUUGUAUUCGGACAAGCAACAGUAAAGUUGUCUGUUGUCAUUUCUCAUCAGAUGGGAAACUAUUGGCUAGUGCUGGCCAUGAGAAGAAGGCUGUUCUUUGGAACAUGGAUACACUGCAGACAGAGAGCACUCCAGAAGAACAUACACUUAUAAUUACAGAUAUUCGUUUUAGACCGAAUUCAACUCACCUAGCAACAUGCUCAUUCGAUCGAACUGUGCGCCUAUGGAAUGCAGCAGAACCAAGCUACUGUUUACAUGCUUACACUGGACACAGUUCACAUGUGAUGUCACUAGAUUUCCACCCUAAGAAGACUGAUCUUUUCUGCUCUUGCGAUGGCAAUAAUGAAAUUCGCUUUUGGAAUAUCAGUCAAUAUUUAUGCACUCGUGUCUCCAAGGGAGGUACAGCACAAGUGAGAUUUCAACCAAGAAUUGGGCAACUAUUGGCAGCUGCAGCAGAUAACAUUGUGUCUAUCUUUGAUGUUGAGACUGACAGGCAGAUAAAUGCAUUUCAGGGGCAUUCCAAGGAAGUACAUUCUGUUUGCUGGGAUGCAAAUGGAGAUCUUUUGGCAUCUGUCAGCCAAGAUUCCGUAAGGGUGUGGUCAGUAAAUACAGGGGAGUGCUUGCAUGAGCUUAAUUCCAAUGCAAACAAGUUCCAUUCCUGUGUUUUUCAUCCAACUUAUCAUUCUCUCUUGGUGAUUGGGGGUUAUCAGUCACUGGAGUUGUGGAACAUGGCUGAGAACAAGAGCAUGACAAUUCCAGCACAUGAAGGUGUUAUUGCUGCUUUGGCACAGUCACCGGUAACAGGGAUGGUUGCUUCAGCAAGCCACGACAAAUCCGUCAAGCUUUGGAAAUAAGUUGGGUGUUUGGAUCUCUCCCUCAGAAACAGCUAGCGUUGCCCCAAUCUAGGGGAUCCCAAAAUUGUGAAAUCGUGUCUUUUUUUUUCUUUUUACCUUCUUUUUAUGCCCCCCUCCUCUCUCUCUCUCUCAUUCUUCUUUUAGCCUUUUAAAUUAAAUUUAAUAAAUUGGGUGGGGGUUUCUAUACUUUUUUGGGACGGUACUUGGGGGUCAAGAGGUGUAUGUGCAGCAGCAAAGUGUGGGUGCUAAUAUUAUUUGAACAGAAAUAUAGGAAAAAUUAAGAAAGGAAAAAUUGCACACUUAAGCCAAAUAGCCUCCUACAUUUGAUAAGCCAAAAGCCCUUCUACGUUUUUACA
Molecule: messenger RNA, 3603 nt
Organism: Nelumbo nucifera (sacred lotus)
Lineage: Eukaryota; Viridiplantae; Streptophyta; Magnoliopsida; Proteales; Nelumbonaceae
Product: transcriptional corepressor LEUNIG_HOMOLOG-like
Molecular function (GO): transcription corepressor activity; protein binding
Source: RefSeq, a predicted model, not a curated record